AUGGAGGGCCAAUGGCGAUCAGAGAUCCCCGAGGACAUGCGCAAGAAGAUGAUCACUGAAAUGUAUCACGAGCUGGCGCGUAUCUCUGGCGAGGUAGACAAGCAGAAGGUGUGGGGAUCGGCCGCCAAGUUCGAGCUCAUGUUGUGGUCCAGCAGCCCCGACCGAAAUUCGUACUUAAUGAAGAUGCAGCGUAAAAUCAUGAGUCUCAAGAAGAAACCGGGGCCGGGGGAGAUGCAGCAGUCCAAUAUGAUGGCCAACGCCAACAACGUCGUGACGUCUAACGCCAUGAACGCAGCGACGAACGGCUUGAACAACGGCCUGACUAUGAACAUGAACGCUGCCAACAUGGGUGCAGCCUUGAAUGCACAGCAGUUCCAACAGAACAACGCAGCGGCGAGUGCAGCGAUGAACACGUUCCAGCAACAAGCUCAGGCUCAGGCUCAGGCUCAGGCUCAGGCUCAGGCUCAGGCUCAGGCUCAGGCUCAAGCCCAAGCUCAAGCUCAGCAGCAGAAUGCUGCAGCUCUGGCUGCUGCUGUGUCUAACGGUGCGUCGACGACGUUAAACGCCGCAGCUUCCGCCGGCUUGAACGCUACCAGUACGACGCCAACGACAGCGGGCUCGACUCCUGCUGUGAGUAUCCCGUCGGCUCCACAGCAGCAAGCGCAGCAAUGGCUACAACGCAUUCAAGUACAGUUCCAAGCCCAGCAACGACAGCUGCUGCACACGCAGAACCAAGAGACGCAGCAGCUUCGACAGCAACAUUUGAACCAGCAACAACAACUCACUCAGCAACAGCAGCAGCAAGGUGUCGCGCCCGAUUUACGUCGUCAGCAGCUCCAAACACUGCAGCAACAACAUCAACUUGCACGUACGCGACUCCAGCAUCUCCAUAAGAGCAAACAGCAGCAGCUGCAGCGCAAACAACAGCAGUAUUUGAUGCAGAAGCAACACCAGCUCCAACAGCAGCAGCAGCAGCAAGGCUCCGUCACAGCGACGUCAGCCACAGCGACCAGUAAUGCUGUGCCGUCGACUGCGAUGAUGGCUACACCGCAGUCUGGAGCCUCCUCUGUAGCCAUGUCUCUGCCCAAUGCGACGACCGUGCAGACGACCGCUCCUACUGCGCCUACGACCCAAGCCGCGUCGACUCUGCAGCGUGGAGUCAAUCCGGAACAACUAGCAGCGGCGCACACGCAACAAGCCGCCAUGCGAGAGAUGCAGCGAGCGCAGAACACGUCCCAGCUGCUAGAGACGGCGUUGAAGCACCAGCUCCCCAAUAGCGGCGCUGCGACGACUGCGUCGUCGACUCCUACAGUCGCGGCGACGUCGACGACGCCCACAGCGACGACAAGUGGGAACAGCAGCCAGACGUACGUGGAGAGACUGAAGGAGAUGAAGCAGAAGUACUGGGACGACUUGGUGAUUGUCUAUCGCGAGUUUGAGCGGAUGGUCAAGCAGAAACCAGCCAAUCAGCAGCAGGAGCGGAUCAACACGUUCCUCGUGAAUUUAAAGCGCAUCAUCGCGCUGCUCCAGCAAGACCCCGCCAAGGUGACGAGCAGCAACAAGAACGACCUGGACCGCGUGGAAGCACACAUCCACAAGCAGGUGCUGCCGAUUCUGGAGCGUCUGAAGAACAAGACGCGCGCUGCAGCGACGAAUGGAGCGCCUGCAACUGCGGCCGCGCAACAGGAGCAGCUGAAGAAGACGCAGGAAGCGCAGCGACUCGCGCAGCUUCAAGAACAGCAGAAGAAGAUGCAGGAGCAACAGAAAGCCGAAGCGCAACGCAAGCUGCUGGAAGAGCAGAAGAAGAAGAUGCAACUCGAAGCUGCAGCUGCCGCAGCCAAGAAGCAAGAGCUGUUGGAGCAACAGCGUCAGCAAAAACAGAAGCAGCUUCAAGCGCAGCAAGCGCUCAUGCAGCAGCAGCAACAACAACGACAGCAGCUGCUGGCGCAGCAACAAGCGCAGCUGAAGCAGAACCAGAUGCGGAUGAACGCAGCUGCGCAACCGGGAGCGUCGGGAGCUGUGACAGCGACGUCCGCUACGCUGUUGGCGGCGGGGAACGGCAAUGGGAUAACAAGUCUGGGAGCGUCGUUGCAGACUCCAAUUGAUGUGUCCACGGCGUCUACAGGAGACAGCAGUACAGCGAAUGGCAUGGCGUCGCUGACGCCGGCGCAGUACCGGACGUUCAAGCUGCCAGAAUCGCGAAAGCAGCAACUGACUGCUCAACAUGCCAAGCUACGGGAACAACAGCAGGAGCUCAUCAUGCAGCAAAGUCGAGCCAAGACACCGUCAAACCAGGCCAAGCUGGCGCAUCAGGCUCAACGUCUUGCACAGAUGAUCAACAAGAUCUCGCAGCAAUUGGUGCAGUGUAAGUUGGCGGAGGAGUACGAGCAGUCCAAGAUGGGUUUGACCCCACCGAUGUCACAACCUAAUGCGACGGCCCUGAAUAAUACGACGACUGUGAAGCCAGAGACCACUACUCCUGCUGUGAAUGGUGCUGCUCCUGUUGUAUCGGCUGCUGUGGCACCGGAGACGCCGAAGGUUGAUACCACGACUGCUAUGACGACUUCUACGAAGGUGGACGAGAGCUUCAAGUCAGUGUUACCCGACAUGACCGGCCUGGGUGCGUCCGAGAAACUCUUGACUGCUGUAGCAGCCUACGAGAAACACAAGCCCGAAGUUCUGAAGAGAGGCGCGUCUCGGUUCUCGCGCAUUGCUUUGACGAUCGGAGCCAAGCUCAAGACAUCCUACGUGACUUCCUAG
Molecule: messenger RNA, 2760 nt
Organism: Phytophthora infestans T30-4
Lineage: Eukaryota; Oomycota; Peronosporomycetes; Peronosporales; Peronosporaceae
Exons: 3
Coding region: 1-2760 (919 amino acids)
Source: RefSeq, a predicted model, not a curated record